This is a messenger RNA of Parasteatoda tepidariorum (common house spider), 1963 nucleotides long. The record is from RefSeq and is a predicted model, not a curated record. Lineage: Eukaryota; Metazoa; Arthropoda; Arachnida; Araneae; Theridiidae.
AAUCUUGAACCUGCAGUCGUUUUCGGGAACUCAUCCGUUUAUGCCAUAGCGCAAGUUGGAAAAUCAAAAAAUACACUUCGUAAAGCCUUUUGGAUUAUUUUUCUGUUCAUGGCGCUAUUCAUUUGUAUUCGCCAAAUUUAUCCCUUUAUAGUUGUGUAUUCACAAUAUGAUGUUAUCGUCGAUUUUCAAGUCGAACAUAAGUGGAGCUUAGAAUUUCCUGCUGUAACUGUUUGCAAUUUGAAUCGAAUGAAAAAACCAUAUAUUUUGUGCUUGAAACCAAAUAUUCCAAUGCACUUUUGUAUGAAUGGGGAGGCAGCGAAGCACUAUAAAUUCACUCUGUCUGAAAGAAAUACAAUAACAUCAUGCAAAGCUCUCUUGUAUGGAAAUAGCAGCAUCUCGGAUGACUCAGCACUUCCAUUUUUGACAAGAUAUUCUCUUUUGGAUAAAGAAAAGCGUAAAUCAAUAGGAGAGCAAGCCAGUAGCUUCAUACGUAGCUGCUCGAUAAAUGGCGCAAUUUGCUCUAUUGAAGAAUUUUCUUUCGUGCAAAGUUUCCGCCAUGGUAAUUGCUAUACUUUUAACAAACGAAAGAAAAAUGAUUUGAAUCCCUUUGUGUCUUCAAUGAAUAAACUUAAUUUAGGUUUGGAGCUAGUUUUGGAUUUGCAUCUUAAACAAUAUAUGAGAGAAACGCAAGCAAUUGGAGCAAAGAUAUUAAUACAUCAUCCAAAAGAUGAACCAAAUAUAGAGGAAGAAGGAAUUACAGUUAGUCCAGGAUUUGAAACUUCAAUAAGUAUGUCAAAAAUGCAGAUCGUAAGACUACCAUAUCCUUUUAGAGAUCAAUGUAUUCAUUAUGAACUUGAUGAUAAAAAUCCUUUCUGCAACCAACAGGACUGCGUCAGAAGUUGCAUACAAAAUUUUAAUAAACUGGCAUGUGGAUGCACAGAUCCAACUAUACCGAAAGCAGAUGAUGCAAAACCUUGCAAUAUUUCCAAUGCCACAGAUGUUUGUUGUCUUGAUAAGGUUUUGGAAGAUCUAACCACAGACAAAUUUACUUGUGACUGCCCAUUUCCUUGCCACUCUGUUGAUUACGAUAUCAAACUUUCCUAUGCAAAAUGGCCAUCAAAUGCAUUUGGAUACUCUCGGAAAUACAAUAUGCUAAAGAAAAAUAGAAAUAGCAUUGCGAGAAAUCAGGCAGCGAUAAAAAUAUAUUUCUCCGAUUUCAGACUAACGUCGUUUUUUCAAAAGCCUAAGUAUGAAAAAUCGGAAAUCUUCAGUCACCUCGGUAGUGAACUUGGUUUGUGGUUAGGAUUGUCACUUUUUGCGACGCUUGAAAUAUGUGAGAUUUUAUGGCUAAUUGUAAAUUACUUCCUCAAGAAGUUUUUUACUUUCGUAGGAAUUCGAAGGCAAUAAAAUUGGAUGUAGAUACAAGCUCAAAUAUUCUAUAUGGUUAAAAAAUUUCAGAAAAAUUUUUAGUCCGAAAUAUAAUGAGCAAGACUUUACCGUGCAAUGUAUUUCUCAAGAAUUACCGCUUUUAUUCAUGUUUAAUAAGUGUUGAUAAUGUUGUAUGCGGGUUGUAAAGAUUUUUACCGUUGCUACCGAAUUCGCUUGCAGUACAUUUACUAUCUAUUUGAAAUAUAAUAAUUUUUGCGCAAAAUGAAAGACAGUAGUACAUGUGUCUUGAAAUUCGAAAGAAAAGUUGCACAUUUAUUUAAAACCAGAUUUAUACUGUUGAAUUGCGCGUAGAACUCAACACUUCUGAUUAAUAAUAGGAUAUUCUCAGUUCGAUGCUAGUAUUAAGAUUUGUUGAAGAUUUGGAGAGAAGGGAGAUAAUUACUAUCAUUUUGUCAACUCUAUUAUUUUUCUAUCAUCUAUAACAAAUACCAUCCAUUAUGAAUGGAUUGUUUAGUGUAUAUUGUGACGCUAAUUGUCAUCUGUUCUGUAAAUAUAUUACUAUGAAACAUUCGUC